Molecule: messenger RNA, 1928 nt
Organism: Bactrocera tryoni
Lineage: Eukaryota; Metazoa; Arthropoda; Insecta; Diptera; Tephritidae
Product: zinc finger protein weckle-like
Exons: 4
Coding region: 223-1845 (540 amino acids)
Biological process (GO): regulation of transcription by RNA polymerase II
Cellular component (GO): nucleus
Molecular function (GO): RNA polymerase II transcription regulatory region sequence-specific DNA binding; DNA-binding transcription factor activity, RNA polymerase II-specific; zinc ion binding
Source: RefSeq, a predicted model, not a curated record
AUUGUAAACAAUUAGAACAAAAUCAGAUUCGCAACAAUUAUUUUGUGUUCAUACAUAAUUGUCAUAAUAAACAAAUAGAGAAUGCAAAUCUGAAAGAAGUCAUUAAUAAAAAAGGAUAAAAGACAACAGCUUGUGAACAGGGUAUUAAUUUUUAUAAACGGAAGGAAGCAUGUGUAAUUAAUUUCAACUCACUAUACAAAAAGUAAAUAAAUCUUCAUAAAAAUGUCAGAAACCGAUUUAGACAAAAGAGAUACCUGUACAAAUUAUCAGUUAAUUGCUGAAUGGAAAAGUUGGUGUCGCCUAUGUGCUAAACCCAAUGCAAGUUAUAUCAAUGCCCUAUCUGGGCAAUGUGUGCCAAACAUGUCCAGUUUUAAUGUUUACAAUUUAAACAACAUAGUCUCCGUAAUAGCCGAAUUUUUCCAAGUACAUAUUAAAGAAGACGAGAAACUUACACCGCUAAUUUGUACAGAUUGUUACAACGUAGUCAAAUCCUUCGUUGAUUUUAGUGAGAAUAUUACAAAAGUACAAAAAUUUUACGAUGAACUACUGCAUAGCGAUAAUACAAUGAAAAUAGACUUAUCAGCUUUGUAUGAGAAACAUGGUCUAUUUAAGGAAGAAUCAUUUACACCACAAACCAGCAUUGAACUACCCGUGGAAGAAAUUUUUAUUGCCGAUUCACGUACCGCAAGCACAGUACAUAAAUCGAAAUUUCAGAUAAAAAACGAAAAAAUAUCAGUGGCAUUAUCGCCUGAAGUACUUAUUAAAGAAGUCGAAAAAGAAGAAGAUCUUCAAGACCCUUUUGCCGAAGAAAAAAUACUUGCCAUAGUUGGAAAUAGUGUAGCAACAACAAGAAAGAGCAAUUAUGUCGACAAUGAUGACUAUGACAUGCAAAUGGAUUCUUCGGACGAAGAUGAGAGAAAAACGGACAAUAGAUUGAAUAGUGAGGAUAUUGAAACGGAUGAUUCUGAAGAAGUGGUAAAAGAGAGUAAAUACACUUGUAAUAUUUGUUCACAACGUUUUCAACGUAGCGGAAAUUAUGCUGCACAUAUGAUUAAGAAACAUGAAAAAAUUAUAUGCCCACAUUGCCCUGGCUCAUUUGAUAGUGAAUCGAAUUUAAAGAGUCAUAUGAAAGAACAUCGAGAGUUAUACCCGUGUAAACAAUGCGAUCGCAAAUUUCAGCGGAAAGAAUACGUAGCCCAACACGUUAAAUGUGUACACAACGAUGAGCGCCCAUUUAUUUGUGAAGCAUGCGGUGAUGCUUUACGCUCAAAAGGACAACUUAAAGAACACAUGUUAACGCACACAGACUACUCUCCCUUCGAAUGCAAGGAGUGCGGGAAAUGUUUCAAACAGAAACAACGUUUAAAGAGACACAUGCAAAUACAUGGAGAUAAACUUAUUUGCAAUGAAUGUGGGAAACAGCUAAGUUGCCGGGCCACAUACAAUAGCCAUAUGUUAGUCCAUUCCGACAAAAUGCAACACAAAUGUGACUAUUGCGGCAGAGCUUUCAAGCGUGCCAAAACACUGAAAAGCCAUUUAAUACUUCACAGUGGAUUAAAACCAUAUUCGUGCGAAUUCUGUGAUAGGACGUUUACAAAUGGGUCAAAUCGACGUACACAUAUGAAAAGAACACAUCCAAGUGAAUUAGCUGAGUUAGAAGCUUCAGGAGAAAAAAUGUAUACCAAAAAUAUACCAGAACUAGCCGUGCUGAAAUCUGUUAUACGGAAAGCGGAGAACCUUAUACCUGUUGUCUCAAAACAAAGUGGAAAUUUUGCUUUCGGCAAAAAAACAAGCUCCAAACCAGUAAAUACUGCGGACACCAAGAAUUCCGAAUCAAUGAAAUAAAUAGCAAUUAGCUACAAAUAAUAUUUAUAGAAUUAUUUAGGUACCUUUUUUAAAUUAGGAGCAUCAGCAACUAUAUAAAAAGA